Molecule: messenger RNA, 1079 nt
Organism: Protopterus annectens (West African lungfish)
Lineage: Eukaryota; Metazoa; Chordata; Ceratodontiformes; Protopteridae
Gene: MRPL1
Product: mitochondrial ribosomal protein L1
Exons: 2
Coding region: 29-997 (322 amino acids)
Source: RefSeq, a predicted model, not a curated record
UAAUACUGUAACCUUGCUAGAAACCAAAAUGGCUGCAUUAAUUCCACAGUUUAAGCAAGUUUUAGGUAGAUGUCACAGCCUUGUAUUAAACAACAGUGGCCAGAGAUCUACUUGGACUUCUUACAUGUUAAGGAAGCAGUAUUAUGCCAGUGAAGGUACUGCUUCAAAAAGGUUCACAAGUCAGCAAAAGAAGAAAAAAGGUGAUAAAACAAAGGCUGAAAAGGCAGUUAAUGAUACAGGCAAAAGUAAUCCAUAUGGACUAAUUUCUUCAAAGCCCGUCGAUGAUGUAUAUGUAACUCGCUUUUAUCCAAAGCCAAUAUAUGAUGUUGCAACAGCUGUUGAUUUGCUCAAGAGAUAUCAGCAGCUGGAUUUUACAGAUCAUAAUCAGGCUGUCUACCUUGAUUUAAAGCUUGACAUGAAUCUGGAAAAAAAGAAAAAAGUGGAACCAUUUGUCAACACUGUUUGUCUACCAUAUCCUUUCAAGGCAGAGAAGAAUAAAGUUCUUAUGUUCACAGAAAAUACAGAGGAGGCCAAAGUGGCAGAAAAGCAUGGAGCAGUGUUUGUAGGUGGAAGCGAACUUAUUGAAAAGAUCUUGGAAGAUGAAAUUCAAGCAGAUUUCUAUGUAGCUGUUCCUGAAAUGCUACCAAAACUGUUGCCACUGAAGAACAAACUAAGGAAGAAGUUUCCCAAAAGCAAGAGAGGGUCAGUGGGGCGAGACAUUCCUAAAAUGAUUGAACACUUUAAAAACAGCCAUGAGUACAUGGUAGAGAGAGAGUGUUAUGUUUUUUCUCAGAUAGCAACAUUGGAUAUGCCACAAGAGCAGAUAAUUGCAAACAUGUCUUCAGUUAUUAAGGAUGUUUUUUCACAUAAGCCAGCAAGCACUGAUUCAUCUUUAGAACGUGCAUUUAUGUGUAGUGCAACUAGUGAAUCUUUGUGGAUAAAGUUAGAGUAUUUCCUAUCUCCAACCCAAACUGUUGCAUCAGCAGCAGCACAAUAGCUCAGCUGAUCCGUUUUACCCUGAAAUUGUACAUUGUUUUUGCUGGUAUAUGAAAAGCACAUUAAAUAUUUGUUGGCAGAAA